This is a messenger RNA of Nerophis lumbriciformis (worm pipefish), 2250 nucleotides long. NCBI's taxonomy places the organism in Eukaryota, Metazoa, Chordata, Actinopteri, Syngnathiformes, Syngnathidae. The record is from RefSeq and is a predicted model, not a curated record.
AUGGAAUUCAAUGUUCCCCUGUCAUCACUGGCCCUCCUGGUCCCACCACUAAGGCUGAUGUCAGCAGUGAUGUGGGAAGUGGUUCGCCAGAGGAACAUCAAGCAUUAUGGGAAGCUGGAGGAGUUUGUAUCCAUGGUUACAGACGCAGUUCCGGAGCUCAUGAGUAAAAGAGAGGGGAGACUCUUGUCAUUGGGCCUAAGGGCCAGGACAAAUGAUCCGAUAAUUGAAGCACCAGAGGCCAACUUCAUGAAGCUCGUGCAAGGCCUUAUUGAAGAUACUGAUGGCAGAGAACAUUUCCUCAAGAACGUGUUUCCAGUGGAGUAUGGCCCCGACUUCGACACGGCACUGGAGACGUUAGUUUGUGAAUUCUUCACUAGACUGGAAGAGCUUCUGCCAGUCCCAGAUUAUAAGCAGUCAGAUGAUCUUCUUAUCCCGUCGCUGUCUCUACCACCCUCUUUGGAAGUGGCCAUCGCAUCCCACCCGAGCGCUUGUGAUGAUGACCACAAUGUUCCUCAGAUAGUCAUGUUUGAUGAGGAACUGUCCACAAAUCCUUCCACAUCAAACGACUUCCCAGAUUCUCCAAAAAGACCUGAUAUCUCCUCAUCUCCUUGUCACAGACCGCAGGUAGUGACACACAAAUGUUCUGAAUGUGGCAAAUGCUUCAAGCAUCAUUCUGUCCUGGUGGAGCAUCAGAGAGUCCACAGCGGCUUACAGCCAUAUAACUGCUCCGAAUGUGGAAGGGCUUUCAGAACGGCCACGCUGCUGGCCGGCCACAGGCUGCGCAAAUGCAAAAACGCUGCAUACCUCUGCAUAAAAUGCGGUAACAGCUUUCCCUCAUCCUUGGACAAAUUCCGACAUCCCUGCCCUAAACGAGGACGUAACUAUAAUUGCGAGCACUGCAAAAAGACGUUCCAAAAGUCCAGCAGCUUGAAGGAACACCUCCUCACGCACGUUCAGAGCCGCCUUUUCAAGUGCAGCCAUUGCGGCGUUGGUUUUUCCGGCAUCGGCGACCUAAAGUAUCAUCAGCAGGUUGAUCAUGACAAGCCCUACCAAUGUAAGCAAUGCGGAAAAAGCUUCAUCUCCUCCAAGUGUCUGUUGAAACAUCAACAGCGCCACGAUGAGAUCAGCGAGAUGGAGGCCGCCAAAUUACUGAGCGGAGGUAAACACAGGAAAUGUGGCGCCUCUCAUCGUGUUUCGGCCUACAAAUCGGCCUACACUCGGGGACGGGUCACUCACAACUGUCCGCUGUGCGGAAGGAGCUUCAAGUAUCGCUUUGAGUUUCUAGAACACCAGAGAUUUCACACAGCUGUUAAGCCUUACAAAUGCUCCCAGUGCGGCAAAGCGUUCCGCACGGAAGCUCACUUGUCUGGCCACAGGAAGAGGAAAUGCAAGAACGCCGCUCACAUUUGCACCAAGUGCGGCUGUCAGUUUAGGUCUGUGCACGAGUGUGUCAGGCACCAGUGCGUACAGCUGCUGACCAAAUACGAGUGUUCUCACUGCGGAAAGACCUUCAAGAUGGCCCAUUUGCUGAGAAACCAUCAGAUGACUGAACAUCAGCUCCCCUAUAGCCCCAACCAUCGCUUCAGGUGCCGAUACUGUGACGAAACUUUCCCAGGGAUCAGUGAGCUUAAGUAUCAUCAACGGGUCGACCACGAGAAACCGUACCAGUGUCAAGAAUGCGGCAAAUGCUUCUUGUCCGAAAAGUGCUUGUCCAAUCAUGAGUUGCGCCAUAACGACGACAGGCCCGAGAGCUGCCCAGUCUGCGGCCGCGGCUUCCGAAACCGCUACGACUUGAAGCAGCACAUGCGCACUCAUACAGGAGAGCGACCCUACCAAUGCACUCACUGCUCACAGUGCUUCUCCACGGCCGGAGGCUUACGGAGUCACACUCGAGUUCACACUGGCGAAAAGCCUCACGUGUGCCCGGAUUGCGGCAAGGCUUUCUCCCAGAUGGGCGCGAUGCGUACCCACCGGCUCACUCACACUGGCGAGAGGCCAUUCAAGUGCACGGUGUGUGGCAAAGGCUUCACGAUGGCGCACAAGGUGACGGUGCACAUGCGCGUCCACACCGGAGAACGGCCAUACGUGUGCUCUCAGUGCGGGAAGGCCUUCUCUGAUGGUAGCGUACUCAAGCAGCACAUGCUCAACCACUCAGGUGUACGACCUUUCCACUGCCAGAUCUGUCCCAAGACCUACACCUGUCUCAACCACCUAAGGAGGCACCUCAAAAGUCACUCGAGCAUGAACUGA